Striga asiatica is the source of this 1125-nucleotide messenger RNA. The record is from the annotation of a GenBank genome assembly. NCBI's taxonomy places the organism in Eukaryota, Viridiplantae, Streptophyta, Magnoliopsida, Lamiales, Orobanchaceae.
AUGGGCAGACUUUCAUCAGCCGUAGAGGUUAACGAACGCCGGCGUACCGCCGGCCACCACGACAACGGCCGCCAUUCCCCAGAUCCUCGCAGCUAUCACGACGCGAUCGCAGUUUUAUCCGCAGCCGGAGCCGGAGCCCGAGCCCGAGUAGAAGCCCUAGGAGCAACGGCUAUGGCAGGUAUCGUCGUUCUUCGCCGGAUUAUUCGUACCCUAAUCUCGACGAUGGCCGAAGAUAACGAGCUGGAAGAGGAAGAUGUUCUGAAGGGCGAAAAAGAGAAACCGAACAAGGGCCCGAAUGCUGAAGCGGAAAAAUCUCCGGAGAGUGAAUCUGAGUCGGUGUCUGAGGAUUCUGAAUUUGAAUCAGAUGAUUAUAGGUCAAGAAAGAAUAUAAAAUCCCGUUGGAGGCGUAAGAGUCGAAGAUCGAAAUCAGUCUCUGAGAGUGAAACCCAUAGCGACAAUGAUACGGAGGAAGAUAGGAAGAGGAGUAGGAGAAAGAGUCUGAAAAAGAGCAGCCGGAGAAAGAGAAGCAACAGGAAAAAGCGCUCAAAGAGUGCAACCGAAACCGAGAGCGAGAGCCAAGAUUCUGAAACAAGCCAUGAUCACAUUAGGUCGGAAAAGCGCAAGCAAAGGUCAACUUCACGUUCCAAACAGAGGAAGAAGAAGAGAGAAUCGAGUUCCGGCUCUGGUGGCAGCCCCUCUAACUCAGAACAUGAAGCAAAUGCAGCUGCUCCUAAGCCAGACGAGCUCAUAGUCAAUGCCGACACAAAUGAGGAGCUUCUCAAGUUGAAGGAAAUGAUCGAGCAGCGUAAAAAGCUCAAUCUUGAUGAAGAGCCCGUUGUGGGCCCGAUGCCCCUGCCUCGGGCCGAGGGCCACGUUAGCUAUGGUGGGGCCCUCAGGCCCGGUGAAGGUGAUGCUAUAGCCCAGCAUCAAAGGAUGAAUGCUAUCCGCAUUAGGAAGGAAAACCAGGUUUAUAGUGCUGAGGACAAACGGGCCCUGGCAAUGUUUAACUAUGAGGAGAAGGCCAAGCGAGAGCAGAAAGUUAUGGCUGACUUGCAGCGUUUGGUUCAGCGGCAUAUCGGGCAGGAUACUGCUCCUUCUCAUGACCCGUUUGGUGGGGAUGAUUGA